GUUAAAAACAAAAUGGCGCUUAAUUCGGCCACUACUGGAGGCAAGAGUAUUUGUUAACUCGUCAUCUUCUCCGAUUCAGUUACACUGAGUUUCAGUCAGAAUCCUUUAACUAUUCAUAUCAUACACCAAGUUGUGAAAGCUAACGGUGCAAAGAAUGGAGCUAAACAAGAAUGCUCUGGCAUACUCUGCCACAACACUGGCCGCGACGAUGAUGAACUCCAUCUUCACGUUUUAUUAUGUCAAAAUUUUCCUCAACGUCUACAAGUAAGUUCGAGAGUGUAUUUAGUAAAGCCUUCAGUCGAUUUUAUUGUAGAGAUUGUGGUUUAAUCAUAGCAAUUGCAUUUUGGUUUUCUGAAGUUUAAGCCUGGCUUACUUUAGGAAGCCACGACUGUGAAUCUCAAAUAUUUGAAUUACAGAUUAAUAAAUGAAUAUUAAUAUGAGAUAGAUCCUCGAAGUUAUGAACACUACUUAAGCAAUGGUGAAAAUAAAGCUUGAUGUGAAAAUAAAUGCGAGUGGUUUUCGAAGUUGGAUGCAAACUAGUUAGGUUCCUUCUUUUGCUAGUAAAAAAAAUCUUACUAGCAAAACUUUGCUAGUAGACAAAAAAGUUAAGUUCGAGCCCUGAUGACACUCACCUUAUUUUUAAAUUUUUAUCACAUGAAACACAGAUUCCAUGUUGCCAUUGGUCUGUACAGUUACUGUAAGUUGUAAUAGAUUACAGAAGACGUCAAAAUGUUAUAAGAACUUAAGUGACACACUGGACUGCGCCUCAUGUGCCACUUCUUUUUUCCUAUGACAUGGUGAUGUCAUCUGUGAUCUGUCACUAGUCAGAUGCUCAGCAAUGUGGAAUUUAUUUGUUAAUUUCUUUUUCUAUCUCCUGUAAUAUUGCAACCAAUGGACUGUGAGUGCAUGUGGUAUGUUAUAAGUUGUUCUCCAGUUCUAAUGUUUGAUGAAAUUUUUCACUAGGAUUUCAAACUACUGGUUCAAUGUGGCUCAAGUUGUAUUCCUUAUUUGGAAUGCCAUUAAUGACCCUUUGUUUGGAUAUUUCCAGGUAAAAAAUUAAACCCCUGCCUAUUUUAGUUGGUAUUUUCAUUUUAUUACUAAAAGAGUAAAUUGUCAUGUGCCAAUCAAUCAAAGCUUGAACAUCCCCUCCUCCUCUGGCAACCUAUCAUCCAUGCCGGCAUGGGAGAAUUUGAACCUUGCCUGGGUGGGAUGGAGCAGUUGAACUGAGAGCAUCAAGUCUGUCCAGCAUAAUACAUGUGUUUUAAUGGAGAAGUUAAAAGGUAAAGGGACUGCUUUGAUUAGCAAAUGGCCAAGAAAGAUGAUUUCUACUUCACUGAUUAAUGCUUACGAGCAAAAAACCCAACAGUAGCACCAAAAAGUAAUACAUGACUUUGCUAAAUUCUACAACAUUUGCUGAUCACACUAACAAUUAUUCAAUAUUGAGUAGGGUAUUUGAAAGCAAUUUUGGCAUGGGAGGGGAGGGAGCGGGAUCUUGAAUGAGCCAAUCCUCAAAAGUUCAAAUUCCCAGGGAUGGGAAGCUUUAAAUGAUCAAUGCAUAAGUAUAUGUUGCAGCCAGUUGACUAAUCAGAUCCAGUUGAUAGAGGAAAUUGAGAAUCAACCUUGUCAAAAAGUUUCAACUCAAGAGUAAAAUUUAACUGCAUCAUAUUUGCUAAGGAAUUUACAAGUUUCCUUGAGCGUGUACAUAGUAUGUGAUGUAUCUGAUACAACUUUUGAUAAAUGACUUUAGAGUUUUAAUUGAUUUAAUUUAUAAUUAUUACUAUCCACCAGGACAGUUCUACCUGGAUGGUUUUAAGGAAACGGAGAUUGGCUAUCCUAUAUGGCGCUCCUCUAUUUGCAGUGAGGUAAAUGACAGGAAUACUGUCUAUUAUGAAUUUAUCAUUUUAUUUUUCUUGCACUUGAGUGUGGUUUUAUGACUCUUCAUCUUUUGUGUGUCUGUUUUAAAAUAUGAGUAUAUACCUGAAUAAUGUUUAAUACUGUUACUGUUCUUUCAACCUUUUCACCCCUAAAAUCUUGGUUAGGUAAUUCCCUUUACUUUCUGCCAUACAGUUUGUAUGAUAUUAGUUUGGAGAAUUUGGUAUUUGAUCAACUAAUAAUCCCUAAGUUGAUAUUUUUCUUUAUUCUCAUUACUUGUGUGCUAGAUAUUGUAUUGAUUCAGAGUAAAAGUGUCAAGAGGUGAAGAUUAACCCUUUAACUCCCAAGAUUUCAUUAGUAAUUCUCCUCACUGUCUACCAUACAGUUCUUGUAAUGUUUAAGUUUGGAGAAUUUGCUAUUGGAUCAACUUAUAAUCUCCCAACUGAUAUUUUUCUUUAUUCUCAUCACUUAUCUGCUUGAUAUUGUAGUGAUAUUGUAAGGAGAAAUUCUUUCUGGGUCAUUCAUAGGAGUUGAAGGGUUAAUAGAUAAAAUAAUUCAUAUUAAAUGGUAUGUCUCAUAUUAAUAUUGUUACAUUCAAUCCUUAUGAGGUGCCAAAUUUUUUCUAAAUUUUAUCACUGUAUAUUUUGUAUAGCUUCUUAACCCCUUGGUUUCCAUGGACUUGGCUUGGUUUAACUGGUGACUGGGUGGUUGGACUUCAUCUAAUGACUUCACUGUGCUUAUAUGAUGGCAUGUUCACAUUUGGUAUGUAGAAACUGUCAGUAAAAGUUCCUUCAAUCCUGUAUGUACAAAAACUCUGCUACCUUGAAAUCCCAAGGGAAACAAAUACAUGCUUCAAGUUUGUUGUGGUUUGAGUUAUGUGGAUUGGUGUUAAAUUUUAAUUACAGCUCCUGAUAUUAAUCAAUAAGCAAUCAUUUUUAUACCAUUCUUGCACAAUCCGCAGUCAUUUUCAUAUAUCAAGUUUGUUUCAUAAGUCAGAGCCUUUCAUAAUAAAAUUUAGUGUGGGAAAUUUAUAUAAACGUGUUUCAUUUUCAUCUUUUAAUGUCAUCACAUUCUUAUUAAUCACAGUUUAAGGUUGAGACGUCAAUCAUAUAUGUUCUGACGUUCCUCAACCAAUAUUUUUUAAUUAAAGUUCCAGUUAUCAGCUGAGGGUAAACUGGAGCAAAGGCAAAAUAAAGUUAGUUUGAGUGAAAGAUUCCUUUCUCACAUUUAAGACUAUUCUAAUCAAAGAGCACAAUCUGCUAUUUGCUUUGUAACAUCACACUAGCAUUACCAUUAGGCUCCAAUGCUCUGCACAGGAAUCUAUUGUCAGAAACAAUGACAUACACUUGGUGAUAUUGUUUGGUGAUCACAUCAAUCAGUGCAUUACUACUUAGCUAACACAUAAUAAUUUUUCUUAUUCUUUUUUUUUCUCCUUUCUUGUUUUUACAUGAAGUAUUACUUGCCCAGUGUGCUCUUUUUGCUGAGAUUUCAACUCAACAAGAGGAAAGACAGACAACUCUCAAAUAUGUGUAAGGAACUAAAUUAUAAAUGAAUAUACUAUACUGUGUAAAAUAGGAUAAUACAGUAUGUGUCAUUGUCAUGUAAGUCAUAAAUACCAUGUACACUGCAGUUGGGUCCUUUUUAGUUUAAUAAUUACCCAAAGUUGUUUUUUUUUUUUAAUAGAGAUAUUAUAAGUCAGAGUACUUUUUUGGAUUGGGUAAGCUUUGUUCACCUACAUGUAUGUGCUUAAAAUAAAUCUAGAGUAAAUAUUUGUUCUCUUUAUGUUCCAGACAAGUGGCAUCUAUUAUUGGCUCAACAGCUCUUUUAGUCAGUACAAAUGUUUAUCAGAAUGAGGUAGGGUACCAAGUAAACUUCUUGCUUGAUUAUAUAAUUGUCUUAAGGAAAAGGAACCUGGGAAAAUGUUUAGGGAGCAAAUUUUAUAAACAACUAAAGUCCACAAUUAUGUGAUUUUGAUAAGCUUUAUUUGAUACAAAAUUUUAUCUUUUAAUCUACUUCUUGUAAUUGAAUAUUAAGUGUUUUGUGAGCUGUAUUUAUAAUUUAAGUUAGUUUUUUAAUCUAAUAUUUAUUACAUUUUUUAAAUAGUUAUUGUAAAAAAAGAGUAAACCUCUUGCAUCAUACAGUAGCUGCUACAUUGUAGCUUUAAGAUCUCCAACAAUACUUAUGUGUGUUAUAGAAUAAGAAAGAUCAGGGAACUUGGUAAAAGCACUAUUCACCUGUGUGUAGUUGUAUAAUUAUGCUAACAAGAUAAAAUCAUGAUCAAACUCUCCAAACCUACAGAACACAUUUAACAUAUUUGAAGAUGGCAUUGACCCUUUUUCAAACCCUGAUUUAUUGCCUAAUAUUUGAUAUACUACUUAAAUUUUCUUAAUGGUGAAAGUAAUGAUUCUCUAGAUUUAUAAUUUCAGUUACAAAAACAGUCAUGACAAUUUCUUUUCUUUUUUUUUAAAUUUAACAGCAAAAUAAUUUCAAGUCAUUCCAAGCAGUAUGCAUUAUAGUUGCUUUUCUUAGUUGGUUACUGAUGAGGUACACUGGUAUGAAUGUUGAAGUGGCUGUGGAUGCAAGUGUGUCUGGCAGUGGAGGAAAUCAAGGUAUUUUUUAUCCCUUUGACCCCCAACAAGUAAGUAGCUGCUAGUUUCUCCAUACAAUAUCAUCCCUGAAUCAAAAAGUAGAGUCCCGAGAAUAAAGUAAAUGAUCACCAACUAAAGAAGCUUUUGAUUAAUAGACAAAUUCUCCUUGUCAGCACCUUUGGAAAUGUAUAGAGAACAGUGUGGAGAAUAUGCAGACUGAUGUUGGGGUGUAAAGGGGUAAAGAAUUUUCAUAUGAAAGAUACUGUAUGCAAAAUGGUACUCUGUACCUAAAAGGAUUAAUUUCAAUGUGAAGAGAUUUUUCAUAAUAAGGUAGUUGUGAGUUGCAGAGAUGUUGUCUGAUUUACAGAGCAAAUUGAUUUCUUUAUACCUCAAAUUUUUAGGAAUACAAUAUUAGGGUCAUUGCAACAUCAGUUGUUAUGGGUAACACGUCUAAUACAAGUGUGUGUCUGGGUAGAGUGACGAGUUGACCAUACCUUACAAAUAAGAACUUGUCACACAUAACCCUUUACACCCUAACAUCAGUAUGCAUUUUCUCUUUACUGUUCUUUACAUAUUUCCAAAGUUGCUGACAAGGAGAACUUGUUUAACAAUCACUUGAAGAGCCUCUUUAGUUGUUGAUCAUUUCCUUUAUUCUUGUGACCAUAAUGUGUGGCUCAGGGGUGAGCCACACAUUAGGGAAAUAGGGAAAAGUAGAGGCAAGUCACACUUAGGGGUUAAAGGGUUGUAAAAAUUAAUAAACAAACUGUUAUUGCUAGAGCAAUAGAUUUCAUUUUGAUUGAGUAUGGAAAACCAAUCAGAAUUGAGGGCAAAUCACAAGGGGUGAGUGAAAACUACAAGUACAAAGCAAGUAAACUGAAUGAAAUAGGAAAACAAGGUUGACCAUGGUGUUAUUGAGUUGGGUUUUGCAUCUGAUUGGUUGAUAAAGUGGUGCAAGUUUUCUGGACCAAUCAUAAAGCAAAGGAAAGGCAAGUACAAAGCAAUCUCAGAAUGCUUUGGACACUCAAUUGAAAAUGUCUCUAUUCUUGCUUGUCAAAUCCUAAGCUUACAACUGCUACUGGAGGGCCAGAAUUUAUUUUGUAGUCAGAAAGGGGCAUCUAACUGAUCUUUCACUUUUGACCUUACAUCAUAUAAGAAUUAUGUCUUGUUGUUGAACUAGACCUGUAUAACUAAAUAGUAACUAAAAGAUUGUGGUAAUUUAGUCUGAAAUUGUGGUGUUCAUUAAUUUUAAUCUUUCAGAUGGAAAGACUUCAAAGGAGUCACUUCCUCUAUUUACACUUUUAAAGCAAAUAUUAACACAAAGAAGCUUUGGUAAUUAUUACCAUUUCAUACUUUAUAAGGUUAAAGAAAUUGUUUUAGAAAAUAAUAGAAAAGUAUGUUUCUUUUGAUUUUAAUAUGUAAACAAUGAUAUUUUCGUUUAUUUUGCAGUUUGUUUUGUGGCCAUGAAUUUUUUCCAGGUAAUCUGAAAGUAAUUUUUUUAAAUACAUAUUCCAAUAACAAAGUUGACAUCAUAAAGAAUGUGCAAACUUAUCAUAUAAUUAUAGUCCCUUUAGUCUAAGAUCAUCUGGUAAGUAUAUAAUGUAUUCUUAAUGCAUUUUUAUCAAGAAAAGUAAUGAAUGUUUAUCUCUUUAACUCUCAACAUCUGAUUGUUAAAUAAAUUCUCCCUUUUAGCUGCUACAUAUUUCCUUGUAAAUUAGUUACAUGAAUUUGGUGUUAGAUACCAAUAAUUUAGAUUACAACUUGUAUUUGAUACAUUUGAGUAUUCUUAUCUCCUGUUUGCUGGAUAAUGUACAGAUAUUAUAGGGAGAAGUUACAUGUUAAUCACUUGUGGGAGGUAAAGGAUUCAGACUUCAGUAAUGAAUCCUAUCACGCUAUGAACUAAUACAUGUAUAUUUCAAUACUUUAAAUUUAGAAUUAAUAGUCAAUUUUUCAACCCAGGUACCACCAAACAAUUUUUUGUGGUAAAAGAAUAAUUACAUACUUUUUGCUCAUCAGGUUUUUCAUGUGACAUUUUGCAGCAACUUCUUUCUCAUUUUUGCGGAGCACCUUAUAGGACCUGGUGUCAUUCCAGCUGUAAGCUUCUGCCUUUUGACUUAUUUGUAAUAGAAUGGUCUCUUAGAUAUGAAAUAGAUUAUUAACUGUUGAUGUCAAUGUUGUGCAAAAAUGUAUUAAAUAAAUUUAACUAUGUGGUAAAUGGUAAGACACUAGUAAACAGUUUAAGCAUUCAGGAUUCUAUUCAGCUAGAGUUUUGAAUUUCUUCAGUAUGGUUCCUCCUUACAAAAGAUUUACUGGAUACUUUUUUUAAAACUACAUCAAUCAAAGGAAUAUAGUUUUGAUGUACCCUUUAUUAUGAAGCAUAUGUUAAUCAUAAUAUUAUGAUUUAAAGCUGUAUGUUUCCUUUUAAAAACUAGGAUACCAAAAACAUUGAAAAAUUAAUGACUAUGGAAGAUAUAUUUCUUGAAAUUAAAAAAAUCAAAACACAUUCAUAUAUAUUAUAUAGAUGAAAAAAAACAAUCAUAACACUAUAAGCUUAUAACAUGUAUGCCCUUUGUAGCUAGAGGCCAAUAAAUAUUAUACAUGUGUAAAGUGACUGUGCUUUUUAUUUUGACAAUGUGUCAUUUUCAGGUCCUGUACAGUUUAUUAACUGGGUCUGUAUUCUUGGUACCCAGGGUAGGUAUCAACUCUCGAUUUUGUUUUCUAAGUUUAUCUUCUUUACUGAUGGGAAGGGGUUUCUUAUAGGGUUGAUAAACUCACCAUUCAAAAAGAGAAGCAGUCUUUUCUAUUCUUCAUGCCAAGUACUCUUCUAUGGCCAACCCUCCUUCUCUUUGAUUUGUGUAAUGAUAAUGAGGGUGGCAAAGAUGUUUUCAGGUCCAAGAAUUUUUAGGCAUCUUGUGUACUUUAGAUAGCAUUUCAUGUGUCACAAAUUUAAAAGGAAAACUUCAAAUCUUAUCAUAUCUUGCCUUUUUGUAAACAUUCAUGCCUCAUCAUAUAUUAUUAAUUUUAGGUUUAAUUAUUUUUAGCACCCUCUAUAUAUUGCUGGUUUGGAAAUAGUUGAGGCAGGCAGGACAUAUGUAGUAUCAGGGUCCGUAUGGGUCCUGGAAAACUUGGAAAGGAAAUUUGCUUAACUCAUUCACAAGCAAUAAAGUUUUCAGAAUUUUAUGUUAUAAGAGAUGCAUGUAGACCACAAGGAGAGUUGAUUUUGAAAUCUUAGGAGUUAAAGGGUUUAAGGUGAUAUUUGGAGUCCUGAAAAAAUCAAGCUGAGUCCUGGAAACAUCCUUGAAAUUUGUUACUGAAAAAGGGAACAAACCCUAUAGUAUGCAGUGCAAGAAAAAGAGGCUUUUAAGCUUCAUUCCUCCCCAUUUGUCUGAUGACUUAUUAGUUUUUAAACUGUUUUAGCAAAUAUGAUGUCCUUACUUCAAUUAAAAGUUAUUACAAAUCUUUUCAUCAGCUGCUUGUUUUAUUAACAAGUCCAUUAUUAGCUAAGUUUGGCUCCUACAAGGUCAUUUUGUGGUCAUUCUAUGUCAAGGUAAGAAAAUUAUAUGUAUUUCUUGUACAUACUACCAUUUUUUUUAAAUUUGUUAAUCAUAAUUUAUUAUGAACCAACAAAAUGACAAGUUCUCAGUCAGCUUGUUAACAUAGUCAGGCUUUAUUUUACAAUGGCUUUUAUUCAUCUCUUGAUCUGUUGUUCUCAUACAAUGCAAAUGAUUUUCAUAGAUUCACAGUCAUUUUAAUAGCCUGUUGAGAAAGGCAAACAUGUGUUUUGAUUCAAUGUUUCUAAUGUAAAAUGCAGCCCGUUUGCAUGGACAUUCUUUCAUCCAUUACACCCUAGCACCAGUAUACAUAUUCUCCUUACUGUUCUCCAUAAAUUUCCUAAGGUGCUGACAAGGAGAAUUUGCUAGUCACAUUAAGGGUAGAAGUGUUUCAUUUAUUUAGCAACUUAAAAUGAGAUAUGGAAGUAAUCAUUGAUGAUGAGAUCAUUACUUUUUUGUUUUGUUAGUGAAGAGUAUUCAGUAAGCAUAGGCUAGUUUUAUAUAUUUAUAAUAAAUUGUUUUUUCCUAAGUACACCUAAGAUCAACAUUUAUUUCAGUGAAAACAGCUUACAAUUUUUUUCUUAACCUAUUUACAGUUGUCACUGCCUGUAGUUGUAUUUUUGGCUGGAAGGAGUAACAUUUGGGCUCUUUACUUCUUUCUUAUCAUAGACAAGUAAGUUUUUAUAUCCAAUGAAAAUAAACUUUGAUAUUGGUUGUAUGUAUAUCUGAUAAAGGGGGAAAGCUAUUAAUUAAAAGAAACUUUAGUGCUGCAUUAGUUUGGAUAUUUCCAGUUAAUGUGGUUUUAUUAACCACCAUAAAGAUUUUUUUAAAGCAUGAGUCCUUCUGACAUAGCAACUCUGACAAAGGGCCAAUGCUUGAAACUUCAGCUUUAGAAACUCAUUAUGGUGGCCAGUUUACAUCAUCAACUCUGAUGACAAGACAAAAUUAUUUUGGAUGUAUAUGUUGUGAUUCAAUGUUAUCCUUGGUUCAAAUGCGAGCUCCACUCUUAGGCUUGGCUAAAUUUAUAUAUUAUUUUCUUUUGUUUUUGGGUAUUGUAAUGUAUGAUAAUGAGUUUGAAACAAAGGAAAAUAAAAUUUGAACCAAGGAUAAAAUUGAACCACAACAUAUAUUUACAUAUCAUUUGUUCAUUACUUAAUAUUGAUCAAUUAUUAUUGGGUAGUAAAAAAUCUUUAAUUGAUGAGUGGAAUUAUUUUGUUGGGUAUUGUGGAAUAAUUGUGUCAUAAGGCUGAGAGUUUGGUUCAAGGGUUUGCUAUUUUGAGGGAAAUUAAUCAUGAUAAGCCAGCUCUCACAGUUUGUGUGUUGAUUUCAGCUCUCUCCCUGAUGCCACAUUCUCAUUGUUCAAUCUAUCUGUUUCUGACAUAAUUGAUGCUGAUAUGGAAAAAUACCAGAGAAAGUGAGUAAAGGGCCUGUAGUUUGGGUUAAAAAAAAAAAAAAAGGCUAAGUCUGCACUCUAGCCAAGUGGCCCAUGCAGCUGGAGCUUGAUCGCCAGGUUUUUAUAGUAUGAAGCAACCAAGGAGUAUUGGUACUCUCCCCUGGUUACCCUCCAGCAUUUCAUUACACUUCCCUUACAAUUUGUCAGGACCCAUGUAUGCUCCUGGGUAGACAGAGGCAUUGUGACAUUAUUUGAUUGAAUGAUAGCAUAUUUGGUUUCUUACAACUAAGUCAUGAUUACCAGUCAUUUACAAGACAUGUCUGGUUUUCAUCAGUAGCAUACUUUCCCCCCUUGUUCUUAAAGUGCACCUGUGUCCUCCAUGAUAUUCGGUACCAAUGCUCUCUUUACCAAGCCAGCACAGUCUCUAGCACCAAUGAUGGUGGUACACAUACUCUCCUGGUAUGGAUACAAGGUAAGAUGCAUUUUUCUUUUUGGAAGGUUUUUCAACAAGUCACAAAUUUUAACUCUGUGGCAUCAAGGCUCCUGAUGACAUGGAUGGUCUAAACACUGGAAAAGAGCACUUUUGUCAAUGCUACUGCACUAAAAUUUCUUGCAACGCUGCAAAUCCCAGACUAGUAUCCAAAUAUUGGUAACUGUGAAGAAAAUCUCCCUGGAAAAACCUGUCAGCUGACAGGUUACCAACAGGCCACUAUCAAAAAACUUUGAUGAAAUUAUGGUGAACUUAGUGUGCAUUCAAUUAAUCUUUCUUUAAAUGAGUUCCUGUUGCAAUCUCUUGAAUGACAAAGUGCUCAGGCGGUUAACAGUCAUCUGACUGUCAGCUGACUGUCAGCUAACAUGUCUUUUCAGGUAGUUCUUCAUCACAAUUAUACAUUUAAAUGAUUGAUACUUGAAUGUCUUGUUCUGAGAAUUUCAUUGGACUACAACGUAUGGCAACUUUUACUUGGUUGUUAUUUUUGUACAUUUGUUUUUGGCCAUUUUGGCACUGUUAAAUAAUAUAUUUGUUGAUCAUUUGUUUGUUUCCAACUAUCUUUGCAGGAUACCCAAGGCAAUAGUAAAGUCUCUUCAGGUAACAAGUACAUGAAUUUUUGAAGUCCAGUUCAUACUAGUUACUUUUAAUUUAUGCUUGUUAUUUAUUCUUUGAAUUAAAUUACCUAAAGUAUCACUCUGAGGUUAAUGUCAGUGACAAGAGCUGGAACUUGAAAAUGUGUUUUUGAGUAAGAGGUGAAAAAUUUUCCCAAAGUAUCACCUUUUCAUGUUUCAAUUCUCUAUUAUUUUCUCUGUUUUGUAAAAUUUGAACCCAGCAAGAAGUUGAGGCAUAACAUGCUUGAUGUAACUACCAACAACUUGGGUUACAACCUCUUUUUGUUGAAUCAUAAUGGUUAUUGGAAACUUUCCAACAACAUUUCAUUUUGUUUGGAUCAGUUCUUUAAACUCAACUCACAUUUAAUUUCACACAUCAGUUACCAAUCAUUUUCUUUUUUUUUUUUUUUCAGGGUCACCAGGGCAACUUUUAGAUGCUAUGUUUUUCCUUUUGUGUAUCAUUCCUCUCAUAAUUGCUAUGGUUCAAAUUGUGGUGUGGGCCUUCUACCCUCUUAAGAGACCAAAAAAGGCUCAGGACAUAUCCAAGAUUCUGUUAUAA
Pocillopora meandrina is the source of this 11061-nucleotide messenger RNA. The record is from the annotation of a GenBank genome assembly. Lineage: Eukaryota; Metazoa; Cnidaria; Anthozoa; Scleractinia; Pocilloporidae.